Messenger RNA from Truncatella angustata, 1254 nucleotides. RefSeq lists its product as uncharacterized. Gene Ontology annotation, cellular component: membrane; cytosol; intracellular membrane-bounded organelle. Gene Ontology annotation, biological process: piecemeal microautophagy of the nucleus; endocytosis; maintenance of cell polarity. The coding region runs from base 1 to 1254 and encodes 417 amino acids. The record is from RefSeq and is a predicted model, not a curated record. Lineage: Eukaryota; Fungi; Ascomycota; Sordariomycetes; Amphisphaeriales; Sporocadaceae. Gene Ontology annotation, molecular function: oxysterol binding. The transcript has 3 exons.
AUGUCCGAGAGUCAACAGACACCCAACCCACAGGCGUCCGGAGCCAGCUGGACUUCGUUCAUCAAGUCUAUCGCAUCCUUCAACGGCGAUCUCGCGUCCCUAACGGCCCCUCCUUUCAUUCUCUCGUCGACAAGUCUCACCGAGUUCAGCUCGUACUGGUGCGAGCAUCCCGCAGUGUUCGCCGCACCGGCUAAGGAGCAGGAUGCCGCCAAGAGAACCCUGUUGGUGCUGAAGUGGUUCCUCACAACCCUGAAGCAACAGUACGCCAGCCGAAGCGAGAAAUACGGUAACGAGAAGAAGCCCCUCAACCCCUUCCUGGGUGAGCUCUUCCUUGGUUUGUGGGAAGACAGUGUUGGCACCACAGAGCUCAUCAGCGAGCAGGUGAGCCACCACCCUCCCGCGACGGCUUACAGUAUCACCAACCACCAAUCCGGAGUUCACUUGGAGGGGUUCAACGCGCAGAAGGCCUCUUUCACAAAGACAAUCAACAUCAAGCAAGUCGGCCAUGCCCUCUUGACCGUCCCCAACCCUGCGAAGCCGGCUUCUAAUGACACCUACCUCAUCACCCUGCCUUCGUUGCACAUUGAGGGUCUUCUGCUCGGGUCGCCCUUUGUAGAGCUGGAUGGCGCCACAUACAUCACGAGCUCGACUGGCUUCACUGCCAAGGUCGACUUCAGUGGAAGAGGCUGGCUCAGUGGCAAGAAGAACUCCUUCACUGCCAACUUAUACCCUACCGGCAAGGAGAAGGAGGUGCUUUACAACGUUUCGGGCCAGUGGACAAAGGCGUUCGAGAUUCACUCCGGCUCCGCAAAGCAUAACAGCAGCAGCAAUCUGAUUGAUUCUUGGGACCCAACUUCCCAGCCGACUACCAAGCUCCAGAUUGCGCCCAUCGAGAACCAGCAUCCUUUGGAGUCGCGCCGCGCCUGGUCCAACAUUGCCAAAGGCAUUGCCAGUGGCGACAUGGACUUUGUCGGCAGAGAGAAGUCCAAGAUUGAGAACGCACAACGCGCCUUGCGCAAAAAGGAGCAAGAGGAAGGCCGUGCCUGGGAUAGACGCUACUUCAGUGCUGUUCAGGGUGGCUCUGACGUUGCACUAAAGUCACUCGCAGCACACGUUGGCAUGAAUGAGACCGGCGAUGCGGACAAGACUGGCGGACUUUGGAGAUUUGACUCAUCAAAGGCCGACAAGGUCCGAGGACAGGCUCUGAGUGAAGAGGACAAGGCGAAGUUGGCUAAGGAGGUGUUGGGCCAGUAG